AUGGCGCCAACAGGUGACAAGACGAGAUUGGACCCUGGCGUGGAUGAGGGUCCGAUCCGUGCUUGCCUGGAAGGCGACGACCGCAACUCAACUCCGCAGGCAGGAAAGAAGCAGUGGGGCGGUCGGUCACCGGCGAGGGGGCGUCGGGUCGAAGUCAUGCGCAGCGUGGCGUGGGCAAGGCCGGGCGACUUCCGAGUCUCGCGUCGGCGCCCGAGCAGCCUUUUCCUUGGAGGGGAGCGCGCGUGUGUGUCUGAGAGCAGGACUCAGCUCACUCCGGAAGCCAAAAAAGGUGCCUCGUGCGCACAGCCAAGCCAGCACCUUCACCUUCCGGCAGCAGCAGCAGCGGCAUCAAAGCGGAUCGACGACAGCACCCUCAGCUCGUUUGGCCCGGCCCCUCACUCCGCUCCGCACUGCACUGCACACCCUUCCGCCCGCUUCAUCAGCCUCGACCUCAUUCCGUUUUCACCCUCCAACUCGAUUGCCGUCGUCACCACCCUUCUCCUCUUCGGCCUCUGCUUUCCCUCUGACCGCUAUCGUCCUCUGCACCGUCGUCGUGUCUCGUGCCCCACCACCUCUUUGACGCGCCUCGCUGAUCUCAACGCACUCCACUCGAUCCCACCUGCAUCCCUUCGGCCUAAAGCACAUCAGCUUUCGGACAUCCAGCCUCGCAUCUUCCGUCUCUCCUACAUUGCUUUUGCGCGCAUUCCCGGAUCCCCUGCCGCUACCGUCGCAUCCGCCUGCAUCCUUGCAAAGCCGCCUGCGUCUACGCUCUAG
Molecule: messenger RNA, 774 nt
Organism: Moesziomyces antarcticus
Lineage: Eukaryota; Fungi; Basidiomycota; Ustilaginomycetes; Ustilaginales; Ustilaginaceae
Exons: 4
Coding region: 1-774 (257 amino acids)
Source: RefSeq, a predicted model, not a curated record